Amorphotheca resinae ATCC 22711 is the source of this 6105-nucleotide messenger RNA. RefSeq lists its product as hypothetical. Gene Ontology annotation, cellular component: voltage-gated calcium channel complex; membrane. Bases 1 to 6105 code for a protein of 2034 amino acids. Lineage: Eukaryota; Fungi; Ascomycota; Leotiomycetes; Helotiales; Amorphothecaceae. Gene Ontology annotation, molecular function: high voltage-gated calcium channel activity; calcium ion binding. The record is from RefSeq and is a predicted model, not a curated record. Gene Ontology annotation, biological process: calcium ion import across plasma membrane. The transcript is spliced from 6 exons.
AUGGGAUUUGCAGGCCUUCUUAUUCCCGACAUAAGUGUAUCACCCGUCCCCCGAGAAAGGUCAACUUCGUACGGAUCUGCGGACUUUGGUCGUAUCUCGCCAUAUCAAGAUGGAAGUGGAGGGGAUAACCAGUCAUAUUUCGCUGCCGAAUCGGAUAUGGUACCCCUUACUGACCCGGCGCAGCUACAACCCAUCAGUGGUGCACGCCCCUCAGAAAUGGAAGCCCAGCGACAUGAUAGAUCUAGUUUUCGUUCUGUAAGCUUUAGCUCACCAGGACCGAAACAUAGGAUUUCUAGGCUUGGGGACGACCUUGAAAAUCUUGAAGGUAGACCGUCGCGGUCAAAAGAUUAUAUGUAUGGAGCAUCCUUGACGCCUGAUGGUAGGACGAGGUCGCGAUCACCAUCAACUGCAACCGCACUCUCGAGGGCUGGAUCCAUCGUAAGAGCAAUGUCGCAGCGUGUCGUUAAUCUGAGUGGUGAAGCUGAGCUUAUUGAAGAGAGCGCUCGUCGAGAGGCGUCUCGACACACUUCUCGUAGGGCUUCCCGACGGAGUCGAGCGCUUUCCCAAGAAGAAGAUAUCAGAUCCGAAAUAUCAAGCCUCAGUGAAGAGUCCGAACCACAACUCCGACGUAAGGCUGAUCCAAUGGGUGCUGGCCCGAACUAUGGGGCACAACCUCCUACCGCACCUGAAACACCAAAACCGCCGAAUCCUCUGAAGGGUAAAUCCUUAGGCAUAUUUUCUCCAGAGAGUAGGAUCAGAAAUAAGUUGUGCGACCUCUUGGUUUACCCCCUCACGGAACCUACAAUUUUACUCCUUAUCGUGGUUCAGACUAUUCUCCUUGCUGUCGAAUCAUCUAAAAACGUUUAUACGACUGGAAAUGAACGCCCAAGGCGAUGGGGCCACACUGCAAUCGACUACGCUUUGCUUGCGCUGUUCGUCAUCUUCACUUUCGAAAUUGUAGCUCGAAUCAUUGUGUCCGGCUUCAUUUUUAAUGCCCCUGAAUACGGCGAAGGGCAUGGCACAAGAAGUUUGAAGAAGGCAAUAGCCGAUAAAUACCGUGCUGUUUUUGCACCUCAGAGGCAAAGCUCUCUCAAAGCUCCUCGAACGGCAACGUCUUUCAGCGCCCCUGAGCUUCUUCGGUCCUUUACCGCAAAACCAGGGGAAGGUAUCCGAACUGUGGAACAGGCACAGCGCAUACAGCUAGCCCGGCGAGCCUUUUUACGACACUCGUUCAAUAGACUUGACUUUGUCGCGGUCGUAUCCUUUUGGAUAGCUUUUGUCCUGGGCAUCAGUGCGAUAGAAAGCGAUUACCACCUAUAUAUUUUCCGUAUGCUGAGUUGCUUGCGAAUUCUCCGAUUACUUGCCAUAACGCAUGGUACCUCUAUCAUUCUAAGAAGUCUGAAGAAGGCCACGCCGUUGCUUCUCAACGUAUCUUUUCUAAUAGGCUUCUUCUGGCUCCUCUUCGCAAUUAUAGGCGUUCAUAGCUUCAAAUCCAGUUUCGAUCGUCAAUGCGUUUGGCUCGAUCCAUCAGAUCCAUUCAACAGUUCUGGCCUGGCCUAUACAAAUGUCUUACAAAUGUGCGGCGGGCAACUCAACAAUGUCACUGGUGCCCAUGAACCUUGGCUGAUUGGCCCUCUGACCAAUCUCACAAAUGGCUCCACGACUGCCAAAGGUUAUCUCUGUCCCCAGGGAUCAUUAUGCCUUCAGCUUGAGCCGGACCAGCUUCCCUAUAAUGGAACGGUCAGUUUCGACAAUAUAUUCCAAUCGUUGGAACUUGUUUUCGUCAUCAUGACAGCCAACACCUACUCGGACCUCAUGUAUUACACCCUUAACUCCGAUUAUCUCGCAGCUGCUCUAUUCUUCGCUGCUGGUAUCAUCAUAAUGACGCUGUGGCUUCUGAACUUGCUCAUUGCUGUGAUUACCUCUUCAUUCCAGGUCAUCAGAGAGGAGAGCAAGAGGAGUGCUUUCGCAGCAACUGUGAAAGGAUUGGUAGAUGACCUGGAUAUCAAAAGACCAAGACAGAUCAGCUCCAUAAAGAACUUAUACAACAAGACCUACUGGUUCUGGAUCCUCGUUAUUACGUAUGGCCUAGUGUGCCAGGCAUUUCGAAGUUCCACGAUGUCACCGGAUCGGGCGAAGUUCAUAAACAAUUCAGAGACUGUUGUGACCUUCCUGCUCCUGGCUGAUAUCAUCCUCAGAUUCAUUGCCGACUGGCGGGGCUUCCAACAUGACAAGAAGAACUGGGUUGAUCUUGGGCUAGCUGUCAUUACUAUGAUUAUCCUGCUCCCGCCAAUCAGGCAUUCUGGUCAGCCCUAUGCUUGGCUAACACUGUUUCAAAUUUUGAGGAUAUAUCGUAUCAUCAUAGCGGUGCCAGUCACCAGGAGCUUGAUUACUCUUGUCCUUGGAAAUUCAAGCGGUAUCGGCAACCUCAUGCUAUUCGUCUUCUUGGUGACCUUCCUGAUGUCAAUUUUUGCCGUACAAUUGUUCCGUGGCGAGUUAACUCCAACGGACCCUUAUGGCAACAUUAUUAAGGUCUCCUUCUUCAACAUUUACAACGCUUUUCUCGGGAUGUACCAGAUAUUGUCUAGCGAGAACUGGACAACCAUGGUUUACAAUAUCACUGCUUUCGACACUGCUCAUAACACUGCUUGGAUGGGCGCUUUGUUCCUCAUCGCCUGGUUCAUUCUCGGCAAUUUCAUCCUGGUAAACAUGUUCAUAGCUGUUAUCCAGGAGAAUUUUGAUGUAUCCGAAGACGAGAAGCGCAUGUACCAAGUCAAGGCAUUUCUAAAUCGAAGAGAACUUGGGGGCUCUUCGAGUAAUCUAUCUUUGUCGGCCAUAUUCCGCUUCGGUCGUUCCAGAACCAAGAAGGACGCCUUGGACUAUGGCCCAGCGACGAUGGAGAUGCUAUUAAAAGACGCCGUGGUGAAGGACUUCCUCGAUGACGAAGCUGGGAGCAGGCAAGAACCAGAACCCCAAACUGCUGAGGUAAACGUAGAGAUGCCUGCCGUGAACCCGGGUGUGCUAUCCUCCCUCUGGGGAAAGUUUGUGAAUCGAGUCUGGGACCGGGAGCCAAAUCCGUUCUAUUCUAACAUCCACUUCUCUGGAACCGACGACACAGAUGCCAGGACGAUGGCAAAGGAAGCAGUAACCCAAACAUCACAACGCAAAAAAGCACAGCGCGAGUAUUUGGCCCGGCACCCAAAUUACAACAACUCUUUGUUUAUAUUCAAGCCGAACAACCCUGUUCGACGAUUCUGCCAGAGGAUUGUUGGGCCUGGCCGCGGAAAUGAGAGAUUUGACGGCGUGGAGCCGAACAAGGUUGUCUGGUAUGCUUUCUCCGCGUUCAUAUAUGCUGCAAUAGUGGCAAUGGUUUUGCUUGCCUGCAUAACCACUCCCCUAUAUCAGAAGGAAUACUUUGGCAAGCAGCAAUUCAGCGUGAAGAAUUGGUUCGUAUGGUCCGACAUGGCUUUUGCUAUCUUAUUCACCGUCGAAGCCGCCAUCAAAGUUAUUGCAGACGGAUUCUUUUGGACGCCAAAUGCAUAUUUCAGGAGCUCAUGGGGGGCCAUUGACUUUGUUGUCCUCGUCACUUUUUGGGUCAACGUCCUCACUGCACUGUUGAAUGAAGGUGCAGUGUCGAGAGCCAUAGGGGCCUUCAAAGCCUUGCGAGCCUUAAGACUCCUUAACGUUAGUGAUAGUGCUAGGGAUACGUUUCAUUCCCUCAUCAUUGUUGGAGGCUGGAAAAUCUUCUCUGCUGCCUUUGUAUCUUUGUCUCUCCUGAUUCCGUUCGCCAUUUAUGGCGUAAACCUUUUCAAUGGCCAGAUGGAGAUAUGCAAUGACAACCAGAGCGGGAUAACGAAUCUCUCUGACUGUUUUGGAGAAUGGAACAGCACCCCUUUCAGCAACAAUUGGAGUUUACUUGCGCCGAGAGUGGCAGCCAACCCGUAUUACAGUUUCGACAACUUUCCGAGCUCUUUGUUCAUUCUUUUCCAAAUCGUUUCUCAGGAGGGCUGGAUUGACGUCAUGUGGAGCGCAGAAUCCAUCACCGGUCGAGGCCUUCAACCCCAGUACUUCGCCUCCCAAGGCAACGCAGUCUUCUUCGUUAUCUUCAAUCUUCUUGCCACAGUCUUCAUACUUACGUUGUUCAUUACGGUGUUUAUGCGCAACUACACUGAACAAACCGGCGUGGCGUUCUUGACUUCAGAUCAAAGAUCGUGGUUAGAAUUGAGGAAACUUUUAAGACAAGUUUCACCGUCAAAGCGGCCCUCCAACACAGACAGACAGAAGUGGAAGGAUUGGUGCUAUAAGAGAGCCGUGAGAAAGCAUGGUAAAUGGCAAAUGACCAUGACCAUAGUUCUUGUCUUACACCUUAUCCUUUUGAUGGUGGAAUACUACCCCGAACCAUACUGGUGGGAGCUUACGCGGACCUACAUCUUUUUGGUAUUUACCGUGUUUUACAUGGCGAAUGUCAUUGUUAGGAUUGUUGGGCUUAGCUGGUCGCGGUUCAGCAGAAGUUCAUGGGAUCUGUUCUCGAUCUUCGCCGUUUUUGGAACCUUCACUGCCACAAUUUUGGUCAUAGCAAGACCGAACUCGCAAACGCUUCUUCAACUGCAUAAGACGUUUUUGGUUCUAAUCGUCCUUCUUAUCAUCCCGCGCAACGAUGCGCUGGACCAGCUGUUCAAGACAGCAGCUGCCAGUUUGCCAAAUAUUGGCAAUCUUCUUGCGACUUGGUCCGUUCUGUUUCUAGUCUUUGCCAUCGCGCUGACUCAGACAUUUGGCCUCACUCGGUUCGGGGGCCAGGAGACAGGCAACAUUAACUUCAGGGAUGUACCUAAAGCCCUCAUUUUGCUCUUUCGCAUGAGUACUGGCGAAGGUUGGAAUCAAAUCAUGGAAGACUUUGCGGGUAUUAAGCCGCCGUUUUGUGUAGAAGGCGAGACGUUCUUCGAAAGUGAUUGCGGAAGUACAUCUUGGGCCAGAGCCUUGUUCAUAUCCUGGAACAUCCUGAGCAUGUACAUUUUCACAAGCUUAUUCGUCUCGCUCAUCUAUGAGAGUUUCAGUUAUGUGUACCAGCAUUCAAGUGGACUUGGAAAAGUCAGUCGCGAAGAGAUUCGACGAUUCAAACAGGCAUGGGCAACCUUGGAUCCUGAAGGGACCGGAUUCAUUACCAAAGAGCAAUUUCCACGGCUCUUGGGCGAACUCUCUGGACUUUUCGAGAUGCGCAUUUACAGCCAAGAACACUCCGUUCGGAGAAUCCUGGAAGACAUACAAUCAGAGCCUGCGGGGGGCAGAAUCCUAUCCAUGUCGUCUGUAGGUGGAGCGAGUGGCGUGGAUUUGAAGGCAUUGAAUAAAAGGCUCUCUCAAAUCGACCCAGCGGAAGUCCGAAAAUCAAGAGCUCGUUACAACCUCUUUUAUGAAGAAGUUAUGGUCUCGGCCGACGUUGACCGAGGGAUAUCCUUUACUUCUGUGUUGUUGAUCCUGGCCCAUUAUAAUGUCAUUAGCGAUAACAAGAGCCUGAGAUUGGAAGAGUUUUUACGCCGUCGGGCACGUUUACAAAGAGUCGAGGAGGAAGUCCGCAGGCGGAUUGUUCUUGGUUUCUUUGAUACCAUGUACUGGUCGAGGAGAUUCCGAAAACACAUGGAGAAUAAGAGGUCAGGACGCAUGACUGACAUACCCCAGCUUGGCCCGGAGGUCUUUGUCGACGACACGUACGAUAUAACAAAACAAGCCAAGCCAUCGGUCUCGCCAUUCCUUUCGCCAUUUGAGGGAGGGGAUUCUCGUGAUUCUCGUGAUUCUCGUGAAGCUUUCAUCACUUCUGGCUGGGAUGUUGGUCGAACUCGACGAGGCACGGAAACGUCGAUCAGCGGCCUUCCAACCUCCCCUACCAGCCCCGGGUUAUCGCCAAAGCAAAGCGCUCAUAAAGCAUCCAAUUCUAGCUUUAGCUUGGAGGCCGAAGAUGCUGGGAAUGGAGGCGGGUCCGGUAGGAGUAGCAGGCGCGGAAGCACAGCCGAGAAUGUCCUCGAGGUGCUUGACAAUUCUGCUUGGGGCGAGAGCAUUCGACGCAGUUUCACGAUGAAACGACCAUCUGGAGCUGGAGGGCGAUAUUCGUAG